AGUUGAGUUUGUUAUCAGAUAGUCAAACUCUAGUUUCUGAAACUGAUUCUCAAGAAUUGAAUAAUGAAAUAGAAAGUUCUGAAACUGGUUCAAUUUAUUUUGAAGAAAUACGACAAGACAAUAGCGAUGUGAAUAGUAAUACAGAUGAAGGAAUAAAUAGUAAUGCGGAUGAAGUAAAUGGCAGAAUGAAUACAAAAUUCAUUAGUGAUACGGAUGAAGAAAUGUACAGCAAUAUGGAUGAAGAUGAAGCGCAAGAAAUGAAUAUACAGAAUAAUUUUCUUCAAGAUUAUUCUGAAGCACGAAUUACUAGUAACGAAAUUAUUAUUAUUGACGAUUCUGAUAACGAUUCUAGUGAAGAUCAACGUUAUUCUGCGCAAGAAAAAGAAAAAUGGAUGGCAUAUUCUGAUAUUGAUACUGUUGAAAAUAGAUCUGAUCACAAG
Racocetra persica is the source of this 440-nucleotide messenger RNA. The record is from the annotation of a GenBank genome assembly. Lineage: Eukaryota; Fungi; Glomeromycota; Glomeromycetes; Diversisporales; Gigasporaceae.